Molecule: messenger RNA, 495 nt
Organism: Dentiscutata heterogama
Lineage: Eukaryota; Fungi; Glomeromycota; Glomeromycetes; Diversisporales; Gigasporaceae
Source: the annotation of a GenBank genome assembly
AACCAUUGUAUUUCUUAUAAAUUGGCAUUGGCUGGAAAUAAUGCAGCAAAACAAGUUGAUAAAUUUAAGCAAUAUGAAAAAAUUGUACAUAAUAUUUAUAGUUAUUUUUCACGAAGUUCAGAACAUAUGAUGCAUCUUCAAAUAAUAGAAGAAAAUAUUGAUGAAGUUGAACUAUCUUGGGGAACUUAUUUGUGCAAAUAUAUGAAUAAACAAAAUAUUAUCACAGAAGAGUUACCUAUUAUUAUUACAAAAUUUGCAUAUACUGCAAUUGAAUCAUUAGAGAAAAGAUUUCUGAACCAAAUUCAGGUCAAUGCAUUUUAUAUUUUUGAUCCAAUGUCUUUACCAACUAAAAAAUCUGAACUUCAAAAGUAUGGUAAAAAUGAAAUUGAAAUUCUGAUUGUUGAAUAUAUUUUUUCUCAACAAAAUUUAAUUAAGACUAAACUUCAAAAUUCAUAUCAAGAAUGGAGUAAACUUGAUGUAGAAUUAAAUAAUUAG